Messenger RNA from Papilio machaon (common yellow swallowtail), 776 nucleotides. RefSeq lists its product as uncharacterized. The coding region runs from base 153 to 776 and encodes 207 amino acids. The record is from RefSeq and is a predicted model, not a curated record. The transcript has a single exon. Lineage: Eukaryota; Metazoa; Arthropoda; Insecta; Lepidoptera; Papilionidae.
GCAAAAAUUUAUUGUGACAUUUCAUCGUAAAAACACAACUGAUAAAAAUUAAUGACAUUUUCGAACUGUGAUAAUUUUAUGCAUAAAUAAUUUCAUUAGCACAUUUCGAGAAUACAAUGGAGAUAAUUUAGUUGUGUGUUAAGUACUUUGAAAUGGACGAUAAAGUUAAUGAAAUACCGCGGCUCAUCAACAUUGAAGAAAAAGGAUCUGCAUCAUAUAUUUUAGAGAUAAAUCCGGAUGUUCCUCAUGAGGUAUUUCGAAAUGAAUCCACGGCCGUUGAAGUUGUCGUCAAAGAAAUUAACGGACGAAAUAAAAAGAAAAAAGACACAGUGCAUGUUAAUACAGAUGUCACGAUAAGGAACAGAAAUAAAGAAAUUGAAGGACUAAAAAAACAGCUCCACGAAGCAAAAAUUGGCACAGAUGAAGUUAUAGAAUCUUCAAGGAUAAUUACACUUGAAAUAAAGAAGCAAUUAGAUAAAGCAUAUCAGCGGGAACUAAAGGAACAGACUAGAAAUAUAGCACUACAAUUGGAGAACAUGAAGUUACGUACACUACUGGAGUCAAAGACGAAUUUGGUGAAGAAAUUAUUGAAAGAACUCACAAAUAUAAGGCGAGUGGUGAAAGUAGUGGCCAAGGGCUUGGGAUCUUCCGCACAUUCGGCUCAUGUGACAACUAAAUCAGAUCCCGGCUACAGGAGUUUUGACAAGGACUUGCAACAUAGCUUCCUAGUCGAUGCUCUGGGAGUCGAAAGUUUGACUUUUAAUAGCACAUUCUGA